AUCAUCUUGACGCCGCCUAAGCAUAAAAGAAUGGCCAGCGCCAACGGGAACCACCAAGAGUCACGAGAUGCAGCCAAAUCCCAAGAAGACGUGCCGGCCUGCCAGUCCUGCCGGAAGAAAAAAGCCCGCUGUAGUCGGGCACAGCCUUGCUCGGAAUGUAUCCGUUUCAAUAUCGACUGUGUCUACGAUGAGCGGCGCAUGAAACCCGGACUUCGCGCGGGAGCGGUAGACCAAUUAUACCGACGCGUCGAGACGUUGGAAAACAUGUUCCUUGGCCAAGAACUACUUUGGCAACAGAUGUGGAAAACAGAUCACCCCAAUGCAUCCCUUCCAGGCAGCAGCGAGGAAGUGACCACUAUUGCAAACUUGGCCCAGCGGCGAGAAAAGCUCAAGUCUGCGUUACUCGACGCAUCCUCAUCCCUAGGUCAAAGAGAUGAGCAGAUAUAUGGCGGAGGCUCGGGUACGAGUGCCAAUCCAGCCAAACGACGGCGCUAUGAGUCAAAUUGUUUACCCUCCGCCCGAAUGGAGAUCAACGAUGUAGUUUCUUCGACGGAGGUCAUGGCUGAACUGGUGGAUUUCUACUUUGUCAACGUCCACCCUUGGAUACCUGUCCUCCACGAGGCAAGGUUUCGGGCACGUGUACAUUCCCCAAAUGAAUACCCGCGUGUCACUUGCAUUCUCCACGCGAUUGUUGCGGUCUGUUCAAAAUUCUCUGAAAGCGAGAUUUUGCGCGACACAAAGGCAAAACUGAACGUUGCAGAGCAGAGUCGACAAAAGGUCAUCUUGGAAAGCAUGGAGACAUUCUCAGUCGAGAACUUACAGGCGUUGGUAAUUAUUGCGUUUGACACAAUCGGCCGUGGGCGUGGUCCUUCGUCUUGGUCCAUUGUUGGAAGCAUGGUUAGUACAGUGAAGCAAUUGCAACUCGACGUCGAAGAAGACGAGAUAUCCUGGGCAAGAAAUCCUGGAGAGACCCUGAUACGGCGCAUGGUCUUCUUAACUCCCUCGACCUCUUGGAGUGAAGCAGAAGAGCGACGACGGGUCUUUUGGGCGGUCUUUCUGAUGGAUCGCUUCUGCAAUGUAUCCACAGGAUGGAAGGUAAGUUUGAAUAGCGCUGAUGUCAAGCGUCGCCUUCCCUGCGAGGGAGGCAUCUGGGCAAAGGAGAAAGAAGUUUGGACCCCUUGGUUCGGAAUCUCAGACACUAAAGAUACCAUGUCAGCCAGUUCGCUUCCAGUUGGCGGCCCAGGUUCAACAAACUCGGAGGAGGAGGACUCUAUCGGUGGUUUUGCGUACAAUGUUGAGGCUACCGAGUCACUCGCGCUCGUCACAAACUUCUUCCUUCACCACGCCUUCCUUGUUUCAGACGCUCAGAAAGCUAAAAUUUGGUUGAUGAAAUUCAAGGAACUGGAUUUGCGACUUAUACAAUGGAAGUUGUAUCUGCCACAGAAAUGGCGAGAGGCCUCUGUCUUGAAUGCAGACGGUGUUAUGGAUCCAAAUUUGACGCUAGCGCAUAUCACGCAUAACACCGCGGUGAUCUUACUGCAUCAAGGGAUUGCUUACCCUCCUCCUCAUUGGCGAGCCUGUCCUAUCAAGCUUCCAUCUGCAUCAUCGGCGGAGACGUGCCUAGACGCAGCCUCUGAGAUCGCGACCAUUGGCCAGCGAUUCUUAUCGUUCUCGCUGAUUUUCACCAAUCCUCAAUUUGCCUUUUGCCUCUUCAUUGCUGGUCGAAUGAUCUUAACACAUGCAAGAUACAAUCAGAUUCCUGUUCCGUCGGCCCUGGAUGUUUUAAUCUCCAGCCUCCUCGAGAUCUCCCAGAGAUGGACCGGUAGCGAGCAAGGUGCAAAUCCAAUGGUAGAUAACCUCGCUUCAAGCUUUGCCAAGCGGCUCAUGGAGGCUCAGAGUAAUUCCGCUGCUGCUUCUCGGCCUAGUCUAGAUAUCAGGCAGACUGCAUACUCGGAUGAAUCUAGGGAUCAACCUCUACAACCGCAUUCAAUCGGACACUCGCCACAUGAUUCCGGCCUCCUUCUAUCGAGAAUUUCAGAUGGAGUAAGUUCAAAAGGCGAUGUGAGCAAAGCCUCACCCCAGGCGCCUCUUGAUCUGGAUCCAUUCAGUUUAGCCUUCCCGCCCCUUCCAUUGGCGUUUCAGCAGGACUUCGCUGUGUUUUCGGGCUCUAAUCCAAUGUCUGUAUUUGAACAAUCAUCCAAUGGUCAUCCGCAUCCGAACUUGGGCACGCAGCCACACGAGUCUCAAUAUUCUCCGUGGCAAGGUCACAACGCUCCUAUCGGAAACCACGUCGCUAGCCCACAAGAUCAGUUCGGCUAUGUACUCGACCUUGUCCCCAGCCCUAGUCAGAGAAUUAGUCGCUACGGAGGUAGAUUUACAGAAAACUAA
Messenger RNA from Penicillium nucicola, 2388 nucleotides. RefSeq lists its product as uncharacterized. Gene Ontology annotation, molecular function: zinc ion binding; DNA-binding transcription factor activity, RNA polymerase II-specific; DNA binding. Gene Ontology annotation, biological process: regulation of DNA-templated transcription; DNA-templated transcription. Gene Ontology annotation, cellular component: nucleus. NCBI's taxonomy places the organism in Eukaryota, Fungi, Ascomycota, Eurotiomycetes, Eurotiales, Aspergillaceae. The annotation marks the transcript as partial. The record is from RefSeq and is a predicted model, not a curated record. The transcript is spliced from 3 exons.